Messenger RNA from Homarus americanus (American lobster), 1507 nucleotides. RefSeq names its product elongator complex protein 4-like (gene Elp4). Lineage: Eukaryota; Metazoa; Arthropoda; Malacostraca; Decapoda; Nephropidae. Bases 349 to 1476 code for a protein of 375 amino acids. The record is from RefSeq and is a predicted model, not a curated record. Gene Ontology annotation, biological process: tRNA wobble uridine modification. Gene Ontology annotation, cellular component: elongator holoenzyme complex; transcription elongation factor complex; cytoplasm. The transcript has 3 exons.
UGUUAGACUUUAGAUGUGGACUGUCGUGAUGCCUCCUGCUGCCCUAACUGAGCGUGGACUGUGGACUGACCUUGGGCAAGUUGGACCCCGGCCCCCGAGGAAAAAAUUCCUGACGAUAUCACAAUGUCAGCAAGUCCCUAGAACAAAUUCAUUAUACCGGAAGAAGUAUCAGAGAGGAGCCCCGAAUUACAGUAUAUACUUGACCAACACUGGAGCAGGUUCCAAUACAUUCAGGAGCCAGUUCAUGCCCAGUACUUCCCAACAGUGCAUAACAGAGACGUGACUGACUGCCCAAGCAUCAAACAAGCCGAUCAGUGUCGAAGAGGAUAAAGAUAUUGGGUUACUAAGAUGUCUGGGCCUGGAGUAGUUAGCAGCUUCCAGAAGAAAGGGAAAACGAAAGUGGUUUCCAUCCCAGGAACUCGUCCAUCCAUCCACAACUCGCAACUGCUGCUGUCAUGUGGAAUACCUUCACUGGAUUACCUCAUUGGGGGUGGCCUUCCUGUUGGCUCAAUCAUCCUCAUAGAACAAGACAGAUAUGAUGUAUACAGCAAGCUGUUUCUAAAGUAUUUUCUUGCUGAAGGGGUCAUGAAUAAUCACAUGCUUACACUGGCCAGUCUGGAUGUUCCUCCUCAGGCAAUUACCAGUGACCUGCCCGCCCCCACAGACACAGAACCUGAAGAAGUGUCAGCUGCCAGCAAGCAGAUGACUAUUGCCUGGAGGUACCAAAGUAAAACAUCUCAACCUAAAACCUCUGUUGGCAAUAGAUUUGGACAUAAUUAUGACCUGACAAAGUCAAUGGGUACAGAACUCACUUCUAACAUUGACAUGGCACUUUGGGAUGGCUCAGAAUUAGAGGAGGGGAGGGGUAUGUUGAAAAAUAAAAAUUACUGGUCAUUGCUACAAGUGAUCAAAAAAAGAAUAGAAUCAAGUAAUCUCGCAACUUCAAGUAACAAAGCCAAGACAAAUGUUUUACGCUUGGGUCUACACUCAGUGGGCUCUCCACUGUGGGGGUCGGAGUUUGGUUACCAGGAAAAAGAUCAUAAGUGGCAGAGCUUAACCACAUUCUUAUUCAUGCUGAGAGCGCUGGUCCGUACCUCCUUCUCUGUGUGUAUGGUCACAGUCCCUGCCCACCUCUUCACUGAUCCUGCCCUCUUACUUCGACUACAAGCACUGGCUGAUUUUGUUGUUAGGUUGGAAUCAUUUCAAGGCUCAGAAAAGGAAACUAAUCCAGUGUUCAAGGAUUACCAUGGACUUUUUCACAUCGUCAAGUUAGCUGCCAUUAACAGCCUAGUUCCACCAAUCUUAGACUCUACAGACUGGGUGUUUAAACUUAAAAGACGCAAGUUGACAAUUGAGCGCUUGCACUUGCCACCAGAGUUAUCUGAGACAGUUAACAGAAACCAAGAAGAUCCUCUCAAUAAACCUAUAGGUCUUUCCUGUAUUGGGGGAAAUCUCCCAAAGAAUCUUGACUUCUAGUGUUAUUACAAAUAAAUUGAAUUUAUCAUAA